AAUAGUAUUCCACGUGCGUUAAGAAAUCCAACUUUUACCGCAAACCUUUAAGUGCAAUAUGGAUCAAACUACGUCUGAAUCGCCUCUGAAAAUGCUCCUGAACUCAUCAUCGCGGCCACCAGGCUCGUCGACUCAAUUAAGCAAACAACCCCCGCAAGCCGGAAUACUUAUGCAAACUCCAGUUCCUACGGGGCCUCAGGAAGCAAUUAAUUCUGUACUAGUCAGAAACUGUGUGGCUACCGUUAGCGUUGGCUGUGAAUUAAAUCUUAAAACGAUCAACUUCCGAACGCGCAAUUCGGAGUACAACCCUUCCCGCUUUCACGGUGUCGUUAUGCGAAUACGGGAUCCACGCUGUACGGCGUUAAUCUUUAGAUCUGGUAAAGUUAUCUGCACUGGUGCAAAAAAUGAACAACAGGCCCAUCUGGGGUUGCGAAAAUUUGUUCGCAUUAUUCAGAAGCUCAAUUUCGAUGUGAAAUUCCUUGAUUUUAAAGUUCAAAACCUGGUUGCAACGGCUGAUCUCCGGUUCCCGAUUCGGCUGGAAAAUCUAAACCAUGUGCAUGGACAAUUCAGUUCAUACGAGCCCGAACUCUUCCCGGGGCUUAUUUAUCGCAUGGUAAAACCUCGUGUCGUACUCUUAAUAUUCGUAAACGGCAAGAUCGUAUUUACGGGCGCCAAAAACCAGCGAGAAAUCAACGAUAGUUUGGAGAACAUCUAUCCGAUUUUGCAAAGCUUCCGGAAAAAUUAAAGAUCUUUUGCAUAAUCAACCAUUAAGAUGCGAA
Anopheles nili is the source of this 779-nucleotide messenger RNA. Its product is annotated as TBP-related factor. NCBI's taxonomy places the organism in Eukaryota, Metazoa, Arthropoda, Insecta, Diptera, Culicidae. Gene Ontology annotation, biological process: DNA-templated transcription initiation. The transcript has 3 exons. The record is from RefSeq and is a predicted model, not a curated record. Gene Ontology annotation, molecular function: DNA binding; RNA polymerase II general transcription initiation factor activity. The coding region runs from base 59 to 745 and encodes 228 amino acids.